Epinephelus lanceolatus (giant grouper) is the source of this 1552-nucleotide messenger RNA. The record is from RefSeq and is a predicted model, not a curated record. Lineage: Eukaryota; Metazoa; Chordata; Actinopteri; Perciformes; Serranidae.
GACUACUUCACAGUGCAGUGAUCCUCCGGUCAUGUGUGUUGUAGUGCAGCUGCAUGGUGCUUUACCGUUAAAACAAACCAUAUAGAUACCACAGAGUCCAUUAAAACAUGAAUAAUCCGGUUUGAAGUACGGAAAGACGCCAUUUCACGACAAAAGCCUGCUGUCAUUUGACUCCUCAAUGGGUUUCCUGAAUGCAUUGAGAGCUGUCAGAUGCUACCUCAGCCUCUUUCCAACGUCCAAAUCAUGCCUCUCCACCAAAGCCUCCCUGCUGGGGGACACAAACAUCCUGCUCAUGGGUGCUCCUGGAGCAGGGAAGACCACAGUGGGGAGGAUAGUGGCCCACAGACUGGGGCUACCUGUCAUUGACGUUGAUGAUGAUGUCUUGGAGACGACAUGGAGGAUGCCUGUGGCUGCCAAGCUGGCAGCAGUUGGUGGUGAGUGUUUCCUGGAGGAAGAAGGCCAGGCUUUGUGUAACUUCUCUGCCUCUGGGUGCGUUGUCUCCCUGACAGGCUCUAACCCUCUUCACGCUGCAGCGAUGCAGCACAUAAGAGAGUCCGGGCUGGUGAUCUACCUGGACGUGGACAGCGAGGACAUCAUACAGAGACUUGCUAGGAUGAAGGUGAACAGGAUAGUGGGCCAGGAGGCAGGGGUGUCCAUGAAAGACAUUCUGUGUUACAGGAAACAGUUUUAUGAGAAGUGGCUUGAUGUGCGGGUGCUGUGUGGAAAAGGGGACACAGUGGAGGAAGUGGCAGACAAGGUGCUGAAGGCUCUGGAGAGGUAUCAGAACCAUGCUGCAGAAACAUAUGUGUCAACCAGGAGUGACAGCGUAGCAUCGUCCAAUCAAAAAGCAUACUUCAGUGAUGUGGUAGUUGAGGGUCUGGCCACAGAUGGAGGCCUCUAUGUUCCCAAAAAUGGCUUCCCAAACCUCGAUGCUCGUGAAUGGCUGAGACUAGUUGACAUGUCGUACCCAGAACGAGCAUUAGUUUUACUUGAAAAGUGCAUACACCCGUUGGACGUCUCUGCUUUGGAUCUCAGAACGAUGAUAUUCAAAGCAUAUGGAUCUAACUUUUCUAGUGAGGCAGUAGCACCUGUGAAACCUCUUGUCCACAAUCAGUAUGUUCAGGAGCUUUUUCACGGCCCCACCGCCUCAUUUAAGGACCUCGCCUUGCAGCUGAUGCCCCAGCUCUUUGCUUACUGCCUCCCACAGAUGUGCAACUACCUCAUUCUGGUGGCCACCUCUGGGGACACAGGAAGUGCAGUGCUCAGUGGCUUCAGCAGGCUCAGUGGCGUUGACAAACACAGGACAGGGGUGCUGGUGUUCUUCCCAGAGGACGGCGUGAGUGAGAUUCAGAAGCUUCAGAUGACGAGCUUCAGGGAGGGCAACGCCAGGGCCGUGAGCAUCCUGACAGACUUUGAUUUCUGUCAGAGAACCAUAAAGAGGAUGUUUGGAGAGUCUGGGCUGACCGGACACCUCGCUGUGGAGUAUGGCACAGUCCUCAGCACCGCCAACUCCAUCAACUGGGCCCGGCUGUUGCCACAGGUGGGUUUAUAA